This is a messenger RNA of Iphiclides podalirius (scarce swallowtail), 339 nucleotides long. The record is from the annotation of a GenBank genome assembly. NCBI's taxonomy places the organism in Eukaryota, Metazoa, Arthropoda, Insecta, Lepidoptera, Papilionidae.
AUGAGCACGAAUCGCGCAUACAAACACACAAUAUUGAAAAGUAUCCAAGGAAAAGAAAGUCAACGCUUGUUCGGCCUCCUGUUCGGUGCCCUUACACUUCUGGUCACCAAAGCGCUGGUGGUGGCCAAACUGGCCUUCCUAGCGGCGGCGGCGUUAGGCCUCCACAAAAUAUUGAGUGGGGGAGGCCUUAACAACAUCAGUGGAAAGAUCGCGAGCUUCCAGUCCUCGCCACAGCAGUGGUCGUCUCCAACGGCAUCAGCCGCGUCAUACCCUUACGCGAGAUCCGCCAGCUUGGUGGCCGACGCAAGUGACUUAGCAUACAAAGCCCAAAUUCCAUCG